Molecule: messenger RNA, 2123 nt
Organism: Tripterygium wilfordii
Lineage: Eukaryota; Viridiplantae; Streptophyta; Magnoliopsida; Celastrales; Celastraceae
Product: glycoprotein 3-alpha-L-fucosyltransferase A-like
Exons: 7
Coding region: 317-1855 (512 amino acids)
Cellular component (GO): membrane
Molecular function (GO): fucosyltransferase activity
Source: RefSeq, a predicted model, not a curated record
UCCCUUUGUCCUCGUGGACUUUGGAAAUUGGAAUGAUAAAACAAAAUAUCUGAAAAUCUUUGCCUGAAUUUGAAGCCAAAUCGCGAACUGAUUUUUAAAACAAACCCCAAAACCCUUGCAUUCUCUCUGUUUUUGAGAUGAUGAACCCAUCUUUUUAAACCUCAAUUACUUCUUCGUAACUGCUUGAAAAUUCAAUAUCUGUUACUUUUUUUGUUGUUGUUUUCUUCUCUUUCUCAUUUACAGAGAAAGAGAAACCAAUAACCCCUAAAAAAAACCCAAAAAAGGUAAUCCUGAGACACUUGAGAGGUUUUGAUUGAUGGGUAUUGUUGCAAAUCUACGAGGAUCGAGAGCAGGCGCGACCCAAGAAGGAUUGCCCGUAUCGGAUGGUGCGUCUCAGGGUAACAAGAGGAGAUGGUCCAAUUUCGUGCCUUUAUAUGUAGCUCUAGUGGUACUAGCUGAGAUCGCUUUUCUGGGUAGGCUUGACAUGGCAAAUAAAGCAGCUUUCGUCGAUACCUUGGCUGACCUGUUUUACCGGUCGCCGCCUACGCCUGAAUUUGUCGUGGAGAAUGAUGAUUUGGCGAUGGUGGUGAUGAGUGGGGAACGGAAUACACAAUCAGAUAGUUGCGAGGAGUGGUUGGAGAAAGAGGAUGCCGUGGCAUACUCCAGGGAUUUUAAGACGGAUCCCAUCUGGGUUUCUGGUGGCGAGCAGGAAUGGAAGGAUUGUUCUGUUGGAUGCAAGUUUGGAUUUAUUUCUGGGAAGAAACCUGAUGCUAUAUUUGCUCUACAUAGAGCAGCUGGAACAGCUACUGUGGUCCGAUCAAUGGAAUCAUCCCACUUCUAUCCAGAGAAUAAUAUUGCUCAAGCACGACGGAUGGGAUAUAAUAUUGUCAUGACAACUAGUCUGUCAUCAGAUGUUCCCGUUGGAUACUUUUCGUGGUCUGAGUAUGAUAUAAUGGCACCAGUGCAGCCAAAGACAGAGAAAUCCCUGGCAGCUGCUUUCAUUUCAAAUUGUGGAGCUAGAAAUUUCCGUUUGGAAGCUCUUGAAGCACUAGAAAAAUCCAACAUCACAAUAGAUUCUUAUGGCAGUUGUCAUCGGAACCGUGAUGGAAGAGUUGACAAAGUACAAACUCUGAAGCGCUAUAAAUUUAGCUUGGCUUUUGAGAAUUCCAAUGAGGAUGACUACGUCACUGAAAAGUUUUUUCAAUCUCUUGUUGCGGGAACGAUCCCUAUUGUUGUUGGUGCUCCAAAUAUUCAAGAUUUUGCUCCAUAUCCUGGUUCCAUUCUACAUAUAAAACAGUUAGAAGAUGUCAAGCCAGUUGCUAAGACCAUGAGAUAUCUUGCAGAAAAUCCUGACGCAUACAAUCAGUCAUUAAGGUGGAAGUAUGAUGGUCCUUCAGAUUCUUUCAAGGCCUUGAUAGAUAUGGCAGCUGUACACUCAUCAUGUCGUCUUUGCAUUCACCUAGCAACUAUGAUCGAAGAGGAGGAGGAAAAGAGCAAAUUUAAGAAGCGACCCUGCAAGUGUACAAGAGGCUCAAAAACUGUGUAUCAUUUAUACGUAAGAGAAAGGGGGAGGUUCCAUAUGGAGUCCAUAUUCUUGAGGUCCGGAGAUCUGACCCUGACGGCCUUGGAAUCAGCUGUGCUUGAGAAGUUCAAGUCCAUGAAACACGUACCCAUUUGGAAGGAAGACCGACCCAAAAGCAUACGAGGAGGUGAUGAGCUUAAAGUUUACAGAAUACACCCUGCCGGCCUGACACAGAGGCAAGCUUUGUACGACUUUAGAUUCAAUGGGGAUGACGAUUUCAAACACCACAUUGAAAGCAACCCUUGCGCCAAGUUUGAAGUCAUAUUUGUUUAGACAUAAAUAUCAAUUCUGGUUUGCUUGCGCAAAGUUUGAGGUCAAGGUGUUUGCUUUUGUCUUGUCCCUCAUCCUUGUAACCUCCAUAUUUUACUCUGACAACGCAGUGCUAGAUUGUUAGGAAGAACGAUCAGGACAUGACUGGCCUUCUGUGAUACGGACAUUGUGACUGUUAUAUACAGGUUCUUCAGAAUACACUGCAUUUGAUGUAAUAUGAUUAUUCAAGUCUCAUUAUUGUAUGUUGAUCUGAAUUUAGAUCUUGCUUAUA